AUGGCGAUGGUGCUGGAUGCAUUUGCGUCCUACCUAGUGGACAUGCUUGCGCAGGCAGCAACAAAUGAGGUGAAGACGAUGUUGGGCGUCUCCGGCGAGAUCGACAAGAUGGGAGACAAGCUUUGGGACCUCAAGAACUUCAUGGACGAUGCUGAUAGGAGGAACAUCACCGAUGAGACUGUUCGAGAGUGGGUGGCGCAGCUCAAGCGUGCCAUGUACGAAGCUGCUGACAUCCUUGACCUCUGCCACCUCAAGGCCAUGGAGCGUGGACCAUCCUCGGUAAAUGUAGGGUGUUUCAAUCCCUUGCUCUUCUGCAUGAGGAACCCCUUCCAUGCUCGUGAGAUCGGCACCCGCAUCAAGGCACUCAACCAGAGGCUUGACGACAUCAAGGAACGGAGCACUGCUUUCAACUUUAUGAAUCUUGGGUCGUAUGAGGAUCAUCGCAGCAACACCCAUGCCUCUCACCAUGGUAAUCCAAGUCGGGAGACGGUAGGGGACUUUGACCGGUCUGCUAUUGUUGGAGACAAGAUUGAAGAAGACACAAGAGCAUUGGUGGCCCAGAUCAUGCAGACGGGAAAGGAUGUCAACAAUGGCAUCAAGGUGGUCGCUAUCGUAGGUGUUGGUGGGAUCGGCAAGACCACCCUUGCCCAAAAGGUCUUCAAUGACGAGGCAAUCCAAGGCGAAUUCAGCAAAAGGAUAUGGUUGAGCGUCAACCAAAACUUCAGUGAUGUUGAUCUGCUAAGAAGGGCCAUCAUCGAAGCCGGAGGAGGUGCCCAACCACCUGAAAGUUCAAAGACCAGCCUUCACGGAACCCUCAAGAACACAUUGAUCGACCACAAGACCUUUGUGGUAAUGGAUGAUGUGUGGAACCAUAGAGCAUGGGAUGACGUGCUGAAAAUACCCUUAGUCAAUGCUGCUUCUUCAGGCAGCCGAGUCCUCGUCACUACCAGAGAUGAAGGUGUUGCCCGAGGGGUGAAAGCUAUCUGGCCGUACCACCAUGUCGACACAUUAGUGCCUGAAGAUGCCUUGUCAUUGCUCAAGAAACAGGCAAGAGGUUGCAGUAAUUUUGUAAGGCUAAGAUUACUUUGCAAAUGCCAACAAAGCAUGGUGCUAAACAAGGAAAUAUGCCACAACACUAAUUGA
Triticum dicoccoides is the source of this 1143-nucleotide messenger RNA. Its product is annotated as putative disease resistance protein RGA4. Bases 1 to 1143 code for a protein of 380 amino acids. NCBI's taxonomy places the organism in Eukaryota, Viridiplantae, Streptophyta, Magnoliopsida, Poales, Poaceae. The record is from RefSeq and is a predicted model, not a curated record. The transcript is spliced from 2 exons. Gene Ontology annotation, molecular function: ADP binding.